GUCUAUCUCUAAGGCGAUUCCGUUUAGGAGCGGUGUAACGACAACGAUGUCGUAGUAUUAAUGUUCCGUAUUUGUACGUCAUAAAGAUUGUUCAAUGAGUGAUAGUGAAUUUCAUCUUAAACUGUUUGCUUUCAAUUAAAGUAAAUCUUUUCCGAAGGAUUUAGGACUAAGUUUGAUGGUGAUGAACCAAUAUUGGAGACUAGGCUACUAACCUCAAAGUAAACUGAGAAAAUACAGAAGAUUUGUUCAAGAUAUAGGAAAUUCGUUUAAACUUUUUGUAGAUUGUUCAUUAAAUGGCAGGGCCGAAAAGAAACAAAAAAGACACAGAUCGUAAAUGGAAAAAAAGGAAGAAGGAUGAAGAGGAGGAUUCAAACAAUGUAGAUGAUCCUGGUGAAGGAAACGAUGAAGAUGGAGUACCUGGAGCUGCAAAGAAGAACGCAGAGGCAGCUGAUCAGGGAGUUAAGGAGGAUGAGUUUGGAGCCAAAGACUACAGGGGUCAAAUGUCCUUAAAGUCCGAUCAUGCUUCCCGGCCGCUGUGGGUGGCUCCAAAUGGACACAUAUUUCUCGAGUCGUUCUCACCUGUGUACAAGCAUGCUCAUGACUUCCUCAUCGCCAUAUCUGAACCUGUUUGCCGUCCUGAACACAUCCACGAAUACAAGCUGACUGCCUACUCUCUGUACGCAGCUGUCAGUGUGGGGCUAGAGACUCAUGACAUCGUUGAGUACAUCAAGCGGCUGAGUAAGACCACUGUACCGGACGGCAUCGUUGAGUUCAUCAAAUUGUGUACUCUUUCUUACGGCAAGGUGAAACUAGUCCUGAAGCACAACAAGUAUUUUGUGGAAUCUCCAUUCCCAGAGGUACUCCAGAAGCUCCUCAAGGAUCCUGUGAUACAGGAGUGUCGUCUGCGGCGGGCCGUGGAUAAGGAGAAGGAAACAACACUCAUUCCUCAAGUUCUGGAGAACAAGGGGUUACCUCUGUUCCGAAGUAGCCAGCCAGUACAGACAGAACUUCCGCCCCCAACGGAUGAUGAGAUCAAAGAGGUGGUCCCUGAAGAUAUAACUGAUUUCUACGACAAGAUGGACAAGGCGGAUGAAGACGAUGAUGAAGAAGCUAACCUGAAGACAGUGUCUUUUGAAGUCAAUCAGGAAAAAAUAGAAGUCAUACAGAAGCGAUGCAUAGAGUUGGAACAUCCACUACUAGCGGAGUAUGACUUUCGCAAUGACACUGUCAAUCCUGACAUUAACAUUGACCUGAAACCAUCAGCUGUGCUGAGGCCGUACCAGGAAAAAAGUCUCAGGAAAAUGUUUGGCAACGGUCGAGCUCGUUCUGGUGUCAUUGUUCUGCCCUGCGGAGCGGGUAAAAGUCUGGUGGGUGUGACGGCAUGUUGUACUGUGCGCAAACGUGCUCUAGUCCUGUGUAACUCCGGUGUCUCAGUGGAACAAUGGAAACAACAAUUCAAAAUGUGGUCCACAGGUGAGUGGCUUCAGUUACUUUUAAGUUUGAAAUUAAAUUAAACAAUGAGAAGCCUUUUGAGAUGUG
Homalodisca vitripennis (glassy-winged sharpshooter) is the source of this 1539-nucleotide messenger RNA. Its product is annotated as general transcription and DNA repair factor IIH helicase subunit XPB-like. The coding region runs from base 294 to 1514 and encodes 406 amino acids. The record is from RefSeq and is a predicted model, not a curated record. The transcript has 10 exons. Gene Ontology annotation, biological process: nucleotide-excision repair; transcription initiation at RNA polymerase II promoter. Gene Ontology annotation, cellular component: nucleotide-excision repair factor 3 complex; transcription factor TFIIH holo complex; transcription preinitiation complex. Gene Ontology annotation, molecular function: hydrolase activity; 3'-5' DNA helicase activity; DNA binding. NCBI's taxonomy places the organism in Eukaryota, Metazoa, Arthropoda, Insecta, Hemiptera, Cicadellidae.